AUACAAUGAACAGCUAUUGAAAAAUAAAUAAAUGUUGAAUAAAAUUCAAAACUGGCGAAACUAUAUUGAUGGCGGAAGUUCAUGUUAUUGGGCAAAUAUUGAAAGCAGUUGAUUUUCAAGAACCCCAUAUAUUUUGCAAGUGGAGUUUACAAAGUGGUACCUCUUGGCGCAUUAUACAAGGCGAGGCCGUGGGACAAACUUUUGUAGCCACCAACCGUUUAGAAUCUUGUUCGGACUUUUGUCAACCUUUGGAUUUGCACUUGGGCACUGCUUCGGUACAGGGUUGGCCUAAAUUGCAUGUGGAAAUACAUGCGGUAAAUGUAUUAAAUAAAAGUUGGCCUGUCGGUUACGGUUUCGUGCAUAUACCCACCAAACCGGGAUUUCAUCGUUUAGAGGUGUUGUGUUGGAAAAUUGCUCCCCGUUCGUGGUACGACAGUGUAAGAGAGAAAUUUGGAGGUGGAGGCUUGGCAUUGUGUAAAGAGGAUUUAAUUUAUACGGGUUUGGAAAGAUACAAAUUGCAAACUCGUUCUUCGGGCAAGAUUAUAAUUGAUAUAAAUUUGGUAUUUCGUAAUUUUGCAAAAUUUGGCAUAGAAUUCAAGUAA
Molecule: messenger RNA, 602 nt
Organism: Calliphora vicina (urban bluebottle blowfly)
Lineage: Eukaryota; Metazoa; Arthropoda; Insecta; Diptera; Calliphoridae
Gene: B9d2
Product: B9 domain-containing protein 2
Exons: 3
Coding region: 69-602 (177 amino acids)
Biological process (GO): cilium assembly
Cellular component (GO): MKS complex
Source: RefSeq, a predicted model, not a curated record